GUGAUGUCUGUCGGUACAGAGUGAGGAAUUCAGUGCUCUGCACCAAUAUCAUAUUACUUGGUCUCUCCGCAGACUACAAAAGGGAGAGCUGCUGUUCUCUCCUGUAUAUUGGGAUCUGGCUCCUGAUCCUCUACAAUCUGCAUUUUUGGAGCGUUCUCGUGCGGUGUGCAAUGGCAGACCACAUGAUGGCAAUGAAUCAUAGUCGGUUUCAAGAUGGAACAAAUGGUCUUCAUCACCCAGCCCAUAGGAUGGGGAUGGGUCAAUUUCCCAGUCCUCAUCAUCAUCAGCACACCUUUAACAGUCUAAUGGGAGAGCACAUGCACUAUGUACCAGGGAAUAUGAACUCUAACAAUAGCAUCAGACAUGCCAUGGUCACUGGGAAUGUAAAUGGCGGACAUCCAAAUGGCAGCAUAGCACCAGCAGCAAGAUUUAAUAAUUCACAAUUUAUGGGACCUCCUGUCACAAAUCAAGGGGCUCAACUGACUGCUAGCAUGCAGUUACAGAAGCUGAACAACCAAUAUUUUACACACCAGCCCUAUCCACACAACCAUUAUAUCCCGGAUUUGCACCCGACAAAUCAUCCGUUAAAUGGAACAAACCAGCAUUUUAAAGAGUGUAAUCCAAAGCACAGUACUGGCUUGCCUCCCUCAGUCAGCCACGUCCCUGCAGCAAUACUGCCUCCUGGUGUCAUAGAUACCGACUUCAUAGAUGAGGAAGUCCUUAUGUCCUUGGUGAUCGAAAUGGGUUUGGAUCGUAUAAAAGAACUACCUGAGCUUUGGCUUGGACAAAAUGAGUUUGAUUUUAUGACAGACUUUGUUUGCAAACAGCCCAACAGAGUAAGCUGUUAGGUGUGUAUAUUAAGAAGAUAAGAGACUUAGAACAUUCCUUUAUGGACACAGAACCUUUCUUCCAGAAUCUGUUACAAUCGUACAGGUUUUUUUCCCCCAUCACAUUUUCAUAACUAAGCCAAUAGUUUAUUGGUUUGUUUCUUGUUUAGCUCACUCACAUUUUUAAGAUUUCUUAUUUUCCAUGUUACUGCAACAACACCAUAUGAUAGAUACAGUCUUUGAUUGAAUGGGCCUUUAGAGGCAGAUUUUCUGCACUAACUCUGCCAUAUUGCUUCAUUUAAUCUAUGCAUUGCUGUGAACCAUUUCCCCCCCAUGUGUAUGCUAAACUGGAAGUUUAACAAACAUGGGCUAAGCCUUGCUGGAUCAGGAAAAGUCCUACUGCUUAUUUAAUUUGCCCAAUUUCCUCCUCCUUUCUCUUCUAGCAUGAUGAGAUUGGAGUAAUGUUGGUGAGACACUUUUUUUUUUUUUUACAUCCCUGAAAAUGUUUUGACACUUACCUAGUUGAUUUAGUUCAUGGGAAAAAUACUACUGUGUUAAAAGCUUUUUAGGAAAAAUUUGACAGUAUUUUUGUACAAAACAUUUUUUGAGAAAAUACUUGUUAAUUUAUUUUAAUUUGCCAAUGUCAAUAAAGAGAUGUAAAGUG
Messenger RNA from Xenopus laevis (African clawed frog), 1491 nucleotides. It is a transcript of the gene cited2.L, whose product is annotated as Cbp/p300-interacting transactivator, with Glu/Asp rich carboxy-terminal domain, 2 L homeolog. Gene Ontology annotation, cellular component: nucleus. Gene Ontology annotation, molecular function: transcription coactivator activity. Bases 171 to 848 code for a protein of 225 amino acids. Gene Ontology annotation, biological process: regulation of DNA-templated transcription; left/right pattern formation; sex determination. Lineage: Eukaryota; Metazoa; Chordata; Amphibia; Anura; Pipidae. The record is from RefSeq and is marked provisional. The transcript has 2 exons.